GACCGCUUCCGGCGGACGCUCGCACAUGGGCGGUUGGCGAGCACGUAUCUCUUUGUCGGUCCCGAGGGCGUCGGCAAACGCACCUUUGCCGAGUGGCUGGCGGCGGCGCUGCUCUGUGCGAACCGGCGACAUGACUCGCUCGACGCCUGCGGGCAUUGCGACAGUUGUCGGCUCAGCAUGGCGGGGACGCAUCCCGACCUCUUGCGGGUGUCGCGACCUGAGGACAAGACGACGCUGCCGGUCGAUCUCUUCAUCGGCCCGGCGGACAAACGGAACCGCGAAGGGCUCUGCCACGAUAUCGCGCUGCGGCCGCUGGUGGCGACACGCCGCGUCGCGAUCAUCGACGACGCAGACGACUUCAGUGUCGAGACCGCCAACUGCUUGCUGAAGACGCUCGAAGAGCCGCCGCCGGGGUCGCUGCUGAUCCUCAUCGGCACGAGCAUGGCGCGGCAGCUCUCGACGAUCCGCUCCCGCUCGCAGGUCGUGCGGUUCGAGCGGCUCGAAGAGACGCAAGUCGCGGAGGUUCUCCGGCGGGAACCUCACUCGCUCGAGGCGAGUGAAGCCGCUCGGCUGGCGGCGAUCUCCGGUGGCAGCGUGAGCCGUGCGUUGGAACUCGCCGAGGGGCAGCUCGAUCAGGCCCGUCAGACGCUGCUGACCCGGCUGCAAUCGCCGCGGCUCGACGCGAACGACUUGGCCCGGGUCUUCGAAGAAGAGACCAAAGCGGUCGCCACCGAGCCCCGCAUCCGCCGGCGGGCGAUGCGCGAGUUGCUCGCCGCCACGAUCGGUGAGCUGCGGGGACGGCUUGCCGAAUCGGUCGGCGACGUAACGCGGACCGACGCGAUCAUUCGCCAACUCGACGCCUGCUUCGACGCGGAGGUGGCGAUCGAUCGGAACGGCAACCAGUCGGCGGUCGUAGCGUCGUUGGCGAAUCACCUGGCGCGACUCGCAAGGUAA
Molecule: messenger RNA, 954 nt
Organism: Symbiodinium sp. CCMP2456
Lineage: Eukaryota; Dinophyceae; Suessiales; Symbiodiniaceae
Source: the annotation of a GenBank genome assembly